Molecule: messenger RNA, 586 nt
Organism: Dinoponera quadriceps
Lineage: Eukaryota; Metazoa; Arthropoda; Insecta; Hymenoptera; Formicidae
Gene: RpS15
Product: 40S ribosomal protein S15
Exons: 3
Coding region: 101-544 (147 amino acids)
Biological process (GO): translation; ribosomal small subunit assembly
Cellular component (GO): cytosolic small ribosomal subunit; ribosome
Molecular function (GO): RNA binding; structural constituent of ribosome
Source: RefSeq, a predicted model, not a curated record
UCUACAUAUCUUAUGUUAACUUAACCUGUGACCUACGCGUGAGCACCAUCGGAGAAUAAACGCGGAGUUCCUUUUGCUAUCGAUUUCAGAAGGCGCGAACAUGGCUGAGGCGGAUGAGACCCAGAAGAAGAAGAGGACCUUCAGGAAGUUUACCUUCCGAGGGGUCGACCUGGAUCAACUCCUAGAUAUGCCCAAUGAGCAACUUAUGGAUUUGAUGCAUGCGAGAGCACGUAGGCGCUUUUCUCAUGGACUGAAGAGAAAAUCAAUGGCACUUGUCAAGAAAUUACGGAAGGCAAAGAAAGAAACACCACCCAAUGAAAAGCCAGAAAUUGUAAAGACCCAUUUGCGUAAUAUGAUCAUUGUUCCUGAGAUGGUAGGUUCCAUUGUAGGUGUAUACAAUGGAAAAACCUUCAACCAGGUUGAAAUCAAGCCUGAGAUGAUCGGCCACUACCUUGGUGAAUUUUCUGUUACAUAUAAACCAGUUAAGCAUGGUAGGCCUGGCAUCGGUGCUACGCAUUCUUCGCGAUUUAUUCCACUUAAAUAAAGUGUAUUUUAUAAAUCAAUAAAUGUACAAAGAAAAAUAUAA